AUGGGCGGACUGGGACGCGCAAUAUCCCUGGGUUGCCCCCCGUCAAAUAUGACCGCAGGCGCGGGCGCCAGCGUGGGGAUAAUUUCCGCUGGUCUUGGCUGUUCCGCCGGAGGGGUUUUCGGCGCAGGCGCAGGCGCGGGAACCGCCAACCCUGGUGUUUCGAUGGUCGGCGCUGACAUCCCUCCAGGAGCAGGAUCCGCUGGAGCUGCUGCGCUCGGCGUGAGGCUAGCGCCUGGCGGAGUCAUCCCCGUGCUCAUCCGCCAAUCCCUCUGCAUCCAAUUCCUCCUGGACCCGUGGACGGCGCGCAUCCGCUGCGCCAGCGCGGGCGCGGAGCUCGCGCUGGGGUAUUCUUCCGCGGAGUUCGACCACCUGUCGCUCUGUCACCUUGUGGAUAGUCUCCCCCUGGCGGACUGGCUGCAGCUGGUUGCGCCGCUGGCGGCGGGGGACGAGUUAGGCGCCAAGUUCAACAUGAAUCUGGUGGGAAAAGGGCGCGCGUUCUGCGCGGAGGCUGCGGCAGGAGGGGGAGGGUCGGGCGGAAGCGGAAGCGGACUGGGAGGGACCGUUGGUGGAGGGAAAGCCGGACUGGGCGGUCAAAGGGGCGCGGGGGGAUCGGUGUGGGGAGAGCAGCAGCAGCAGCAGCAGCAAGCGCUGCAGCAGUCUCAGCACUCGCAGUCGCAGCAGCAGGCCCUGCUCCCGGGGAAAUCGACAACUCGUUUAGGCGCAACUCGUUUCAGCGGUGGCGUCGGCAACAGAAGCGGGCGGCUGAGCGGCGCAGCGGGGCUGUUCCCGCGGUCGGCGUCGACCACGGAUCAAGACCUGUCUCGCUCCGCCUCGUGCAAUGUUUUCGACGCCACGGACGACGAUUCCUCGUUCGACUCCGGCCCGGAGGACGGCAGCGGCAGAGGCGCGCGACAGGACUCCGCGUGGGAAGGCGGCCUGGGGAGAAUGCGGGGCAGUGGCGGGGACGUAGGGGCAGGAGGCGGCGGAGGAGGCGGAGGAGCGGGGGGAGGGGGAGGUAGAAUUAGUGGAGAUUUUCCGCGGGUGGGGAGUGCGGGAAGCUGGAAGGGGAUGGAGGUCGGGGGAGAGAUGGGGAUGGGGGCGGGGACGGGGCCUGGUGAGGAGGUGAUGCGGGAGAUUGCGGUGUGUGUGAAUCUGCAGUUUCUGGAGGUGGGCGGAGAGCGUGAGCUGGUGGCUACAGCUCAUGAGAUUCUUACCAAGUUUGGGACUGCAGUGGGGGGAGCAGGCGGGGGAGGGGGAGGGGGAUUGGGAGGGGGAUUGGGAGGGGGUCGGUAUUCCCCUAGUUGGCAGCAGACGCACACAGCAGCGCCUCCUUCGCGCCUGAGCAAGUGGCUCAGCCUGGACGUGGGGCUGGAAAAGGUGUCUCUGGAGGGGUUCGAUGCGGUGGAGGACGGUGACAAGGCUGCGGAGUACUAUGGUGCGACGUCCACGAGCAGGAGGGGCGUGAGAGGGGAGCGCGGAGGCAGAGACAGGAAGGCAGCUGUGGCUGUGGAUGGCCUGGGAGUGGGCGCGGGAGGGAAGAGCCAGUCAAGGUGGUCUCGUUUGGGAUCUGAUGGCAGCGGCACCAUAUCUCCCCCGCUGCUGUUCUCCUCUGCUCCCGAAGGCCCUCCUUGGUUGCCCAACCCUGCCCUCAGGGACCUGCUGGACCACGUGGGCACGGCCGUGUUUGCCAUGCGUCUGAGCACGUGCGAGAUCUCCCUCGCCUCCCCUGCCCUCGCCUCCCUGCUGGGUCGCCCCCUCUCCGCCAUCUCGGGCCGCUGCCUCGACGACUUCAUUCUCCCUGACGACCUGCAAGACUUCCAGGCCUGGGCAGCAGUGGUAUCAGAGGCAGCACAGGGCGGGCUGGCAGCGCUGGGACCUCCCGCAACCCACUCGCAGCCCUCUGCACCGCUCCACCAGUCGCCCCACGCCCACACCCACGCCCAGACUCAGCAGCAGGAGCUCUACCGAAAGGAGUUCCGCGUCUCCCUCCCCAACAGCAAGACCCGCCGCGUGCGCCUCUCCUGCUGCCUCCCCCCGCCCUCCUUCCCUUCCUCCUCCUCCGCCCCCUCGGCUUCUGCCUUGGCUCUGUCAUACUCCUCGUCGCUCUCCGCGCUGCUGCCCUCCGCCUCCUCGUCUUUCUCCUCGGCGUCGCUCAUCAGCCCUAUGGACGGUCUUCCUGCUGCUGCUGCUGGUACUGGCGGAGCUGGAGCUGCUGCUGCGGCAGCAGGGGGGUUGCUCAUGUGCUCGCUUGUGGAGUCUCCGCUGUCAGUGGCAAAGGAAUCAUCAUCAUCAUCGCCCAUGGACCAGCUCACUCUCACUUCCGACCCAGCUGUGGAGAAGGCUCGUAUGGUGGUGGAGUCGUUACCCGUGGGCGCAGUGUGGGUGCAGCAGAGGGAGGACGGGGGCGCGACGGUGCUGCUGAACGAGCGCCUGGAGACGCUCGUGGGGUACUCAAGAAGACACUUCACGUCCCUUGAAGCCACGUACACUGUGCUGUUCCGCGAUAAGGCCAUGGAGGCGAGGUCGAUGUUUGAGAGGGACAGGGCGAGUGGGCAGGUGGUGCCGCGCACGCAUGUGAUGGUGCGCAAGGAUGGCGAGCGGCGCUGGGUGGAGGUGGCGCGCAGCAUCUUCCCCGGAGGGGAGCUCUGGCUCGUCACCGAUGUCACUCACCGGCUGGUCCUGCAGGAGCGGUUCCGCCUGCUGUUUGAACUCUCCACUGACGGGUAUCUGCUGGUGGUGGACACGGGCAUCAGCGACUGCAACGACGCGGCCGUGCAGUGCCUGCGUCUGAGCGACCGCAGCGACCUCAUUGGCAAGCGCCUCGUGGAGCUCUCCCCGCCGCUGCAGCCCGACGGCCGGCGGUCGGAGGACAAGUACGAGGAGGUGCAUGCACUGGCUGCUGAACAGGGCCACACCAAGUUUGAGUGGGCGUACGCGGCAGGGGACGGGUCAACAGUGCUGAUGGAAGUAACACUCACACACGUGGUGCUGCAGGGGCAGCCCACACUGCUGGCCGUGUGGCACGACCUCACCGACAUCAAACUCCACGCCGCCGAGCUCCAGUCCGCGAAAGAAGCCGCAGAGAAAGCCAGCCAGGCUAAGAGCCAGUUCCUCGCGAACAUGAGCCACGAGAUUCGCACCCCCAUGAAUGGGGUGAUUGGGGUUGCGGAGCUGCUGCUGGGGACGGAUCUUACGGCGGAGCAACGGUCGUAUCUGGAGAUUAUCCGGUCGUCGGGGGAUAAUCUGCUGAGGAUUAUCUCGGAUAUUUUGGAUCUGAGCAAGAUUGAGUCGAGGAACCUGGCGCUGGAGUCUCUCGAAUUUGACUUGCACCAGCAGGUGACAGAAGCGUUGGCGCUGCUGGAGGUGGUGGCGAAGGACAAGGGGCUGUACCUGGAGGUGGAGGUGGAGGAGGGCGUGCCGCAGAUGGUGGUGGGCGAUGCAGUGCGGUUGAGGCAGGUGCUGCUGAACCUCAUCUCCAAUUCCAUCAAGUUCACGGAUACUGGCGGGAUCAGUGUGAACGUGCGUCUGGCGCUGCCAGCUGAAAUCACAUCAGUCAGGGCGAUUCUAGCAAAGCUACCCGCACCAGCACUCAACACCAGGGGGGCCGCCGCUGCCACUGCUGCCGCUGCUGCUGCCACAGCUACUGGUGCCACCAGCACUGGAACCAGCACCGGAGCUGGUGCAGCAGCCGCUGCUGGGAUGAGUCCUGCUUCUGCUGCUGCAGCUGCUGCUGCAGCUGCUGCUGCUGUAUCUGGUGCUUCUGGUGCUUCCAGUGCUGCUUCUGCUGCUACUACUGCACCCUCUCCUCUGGGGCUGCCGUCAGCAGGGGCAGGGUCCGCGCACGGGAGGGGCAAGGAGGGCGGUGGGGCAGCGGGAGGGGGAGGGGAGAGGGUGAUGGUGCGGUUUGAGGUGCGGGACACGGGCAUAGGCAUGGACGAUGCUGGCAAGAGCCGCCUCUUCCGCGCCUUCUCACAGGUCACCACCGCGGACAACUCCACGAGCCGCAAGUACGGCGGAACAGGCCUGGGCCUCGCAAUUUGCAAGUCGCUGUGCAACCUGAUGGGCGGGGACAUAGGGCUGGAGAGCAAGGUGGGGCAGGGGUCCGUGUUCUUCUUCUUUGUCAACCUGCUCGUGGUCCCGGACCAGCCGCGGGGCGGAGGCGCCGUGUCGUCGGAAGCAGAGUCGGCAGAAGAGGGGCUGCUGUGGCGCCACCUGCAGAACAUGCGCGUGCUGGUAGCAGAGGACAACAAGGUGAAUCAGAUGGUAGCAACGCGCAUGCUGCACAACCUGGGCAUCAAGUACGACCUCGUGGAGAACGGCCGCCUCGCGCUCAGCGCAUGCGAGGCGCGCAAAUACGAAGUCGUGCUCAUGGACUGCCACAUGCCAGAGAUGGAUGGCUUUGAGGCAACACAGAAGAUCCGAGAGAUGGAGGUGGAGAGAGUGCGGGCGUACAAGGAAGCCAAGGCCGCAGCCAAGCUCCUGCAGCAGCAGAACCCCGGGAACCCCCCGCCACGCCGCCACCUCCCGCGCCCGCACCGCACGUUCAUCAUCGCUCUUACCGCAAGCGCUCUUAGCGAGGACAAGGAGAAGUGCAUUGCUGCAGGCAUGGACCAUUAUUUAUCCAAGCCGAUCCGGCCGAGGGAUUUGGAGCGAGCGAUUAGAGAGAGUGUGGUGGCUUUGAAAGACUUGCAUGCAGAGGAAGGGGCAGCGGCGGCGGCGGGAGGGGGAGGCAGCACGAGCGCGUCUGCUGCUGCAGCGGCGGCGGCUGCGUCGCGGUCUCGGAAACGGAUGGCGAAACUGAGCCUGCAGCAGUCGCCCAAUGUGGAUGUGUGGAGCGAUAUGACCAGUGAUUCGGACAGUAGCGGGUUCUUCUCGGAUGCUUCCGUUUCGUCCGCGACUGUUAGGAGGUAUAAAGGGGGCGGCGGGGCAGGAGCAGUGGGGAGAGCGGGAGGGGCGCGGGAGCUUGGAGGGGAGGGGUACAGCAGUGGGGGGGGGAGCGGGGGGAGUGGGGGGGGACGGCAAAAGCCACCUUUGUCUUCUCCCAGGCGUAUGAGACCUGUACCUGAAGGGGCAGGUGCGGGAGCGGAUUCAGGGGGAGGUGGGGGCGGUGGUGGCAGUGGUGGUGGUAGGCCUGGGUCAGAUGGGGGAACCAGGGGCAACGUGCGAGGAGGGGGAGGACGAGGAGUGAAGGCGGAGAGUGAGGAAGAGGAGGAGGAGGAGGAGGAGGAGGAGGAGGAGGAGGAGGAGGAGGAGGAGGAGGAGGAGGAGGAGGAGGAGGAGGAGGAGGAGGAGGAGGAGGAGGAGGAGGAGGAGGAGGAGAAUAGGUGGAGUGAGGGGCGUAAGUCUCCAAAGGCUGUAGGGAGGGGCAGUGGCACGACUAGUGGUUCUGAAGGGCGGAAAGCGGUGCCGAAAGGUGGAGCAGGAGCAGGAGCAGGUGGGGCUGUGGGUGUGGGCAGAGGAAGUGGGAGAAGUGGUGCAGGUGGGGCAGGUGAGGCAGUAUCAGUGCCAGGAGCUCAAAGGCAAGGAUAUGAUAGACCAAUGUCGCCUCUCAGCCCCAGGAGACAGGGAGGAGGAGGAGCAGCAGCAGCUGGAACAGGAACAGGAGGCGGAUUUGAAGGGCCAUCAGGUCAGCUGAGCAGCAGCGGGCAAGGUGCAAGUGGUAGUGGUGGCAGGGGAAAGAGGCACCCAGUUAGUGGCGUGAGGGAAGGAGGUGGACCGAGGCCACCGCUGUCACCAAGAAGCAGAGCCGCUGGAUCCUCUGCUGCUUCUGCUGCCGCUCCUUCCCGUGCUGCUACCGCUGCCGCUGGUGGUGAUGGUGGUGGGGGUAGGGAGAGUGGCAGGGCGGGAUGGAAUGAGCAUGCGGAGGAGGCAGGGGAGGAGGAGCAGCUGUAUAUGGGGCAACAGGAUGGGGGGCUGACGAGUGACGAUGGCAGCACAGGCAGCGCCCCCACUAUGGAAGAAAUCUGGUCCAAGAUUAGUGGGGGCGGAGGAGGGGGAGGAGGCGGGGGAGGAGGAGGAGGAGGAGGAGGAGGAGGAGGAGGGGGAGGGGGAGGGGGAGGCUUGGGAGGAGGGCAAGGAAAGAAUAAUGCAGGAGGAGGAGGAGGGGGCGGUGGAGGAAGCACGGGGGGGUUUGCGGGUACAGGGCCGGGUGCGAGAGCAGGAGGAGCGGUGGCAGCGACACGUUCGCAAUCAGCCGUGGUUCCCAUGCUGGGAUUGUCCCCCACGUUCGCCCGCCCCUCCAGCCCUCCUCGGAUCAGUGCUGCUGCAGCGGACCCUGACUCGCCUCCCACCCGCCCCUCGCCUUCCCCCACCCGCCGACGCUCCCUGGGGGGCCCGGUUGGGCGGGGCAGCGCGGAGGGAGGGCUUGGAGGUGCGAGAAUGAUGAUGGAUGGUGGUGCUGCUGAUGGGUUUGCUUUCAGUUUCGGCUCCACCUCACCGGUUCCUCUCAGCCCGGAACGCGUGCACGCAUCAGCAUCAGCAGGAGCAGCAGGAGGAGGAGGAGUGGGAGCAGCAGGGAGUGGGCUUCAAGGGAAUGUGCCCCCAGGGUUAGCCUUUCCCAGCUCGCUGUCUGCAUCUGGAGUGGUUUCCAGCUCCUCUGGGGGCCUGCUGUCUAGCCCGCGCAUGGACUCGCGCCUGCCCCGCCCUGAGGACCACAGGCGGCGCAGGAGAGACAAGGGGGGCAUUGGCAUGGACGGGUUACACCUGGGCGCAGGGGGACCUGUGGCAGGGGCAGGAGGAGGAGAAGGAGGAGCGGACGGAGGAGGAGGAGGAGGAGGGGGAGGAGGAGGAGGGUCGGGAGGUGCGGUUGGGGGAGGAGGGGAUUCUCACGGCAGGUCUCCCUUGCGCUCUCCAGCCCGUGCCCGCCCCACAACACACCCAGCCUCUGUUGGUGGUGGUGCUGGUGGUGGGGGUAUGUCGGGGCAUGCAACUGGGAGUGAGGGGACUUCGGACAGAGAGCGAGAUCAUCCCCAGGGCCAUUCUUCUCAAACCCAUGCUCUCCCGCAUCCGCAUCCGCAUGUCUCGCACCACCAGCACUCGUCCAGCCUGCACGCAGGCGCCGGCGCUGCAAUCCCCCGCGGUCCCACGCACCAGGCGUCUGGCCUGCGCCGCUCCCUCACUCCCGAAGGCGGCGAGUACCCUGUGUCGUCUCUCCUCUCGCGCCUCACCAAUCUCACUGCUGGAGGGGACAGCCCAGGAGGAGGAGGUGGUGGUGGUGGUGGGCCGGGCAGGGGAGGUGGAGAGGGAGGGGUGGGAUCAAGGCACAUGCUAGCAGAGCCGUACGGGCAUGGGAGGCUGGGAGGAGGAGGGGGGAGCGGGGGCAGUGCAGGAGGAGGGGGAGCAGGGGGAGGAGGAGGGUUUGGUUAUGGGAUGGGGAUGGGUGGGGGGAUGGGGCCGGGGAGAGGCGGGGCAGGGAAUCCGUCCCCCUUGUGGCGUAGUGCCAGUUUGGAGCCGCCCAAAAGGCAGAUCCGCACGGGUGCCCAGCAGAAAGAAGCGCAGGAUCUGCGAAUGUGGAUCGACCGUGCUACGACGUCAAAGCUGGAUCUGUGGAUCGACCAGGUGCUGGGUGGGCGCAUAUCGCGCGCCAUCCAGGCGAUGAACCGCGUGACGGUGAUCGACGAGAAGGCUCUCAACGAGUGCCUCAACGAGAUCACGCGCGCGCUGCUGCAGGCCGACGUGUCGUUCAAGAUGGUCAUGGGUCUGCAGCAGAACAUCAAGCGGAUUGUGAAUCUCGAGGAGUUGGCAGCCGGGCAUAACAAGCGGAUCAUCAUUGAGAAGGCGAUAUUCAACGAGCUGUGCAACAUGCUGGACCCUAACACGACGCCGUACCAGCCCAAGAAGGGCAAGCCCAACAUCAUCAUGUUCGUCGGCCUGCAAGGGUCCGGAAAGACAACGACGUGUGGCAAGUACGCGCACUUCUACCAGCGCAAGGGGUGGAAGCCCGCGCUCAUCUGCGCGGAUACCUUCCGUGCGGGUGCCUUCGACCAGCUCAAGCAGAACGCCACCAAGGCCAAGAUCCCCUUCUACGGCAGCUACACGGAGACGGAUCCAGCGAAGAUAGCGCAGGAGGGAGUGGAGAUCAUGAAGAAGGAGGGGUGCGACCUGAUCAUCAUCGACACCAGUGGCCGCCACAAGCAGGAGGCAUCGCUCUUUGAGGAGAUGCGCCAAGUCUCCGAGCUCACGAGCCCCGACCUCGUGCUGUUUGUCAUGGACAGCAGCAUAGGCCAGGCGGCGUACGACCAGGCGCAGGCGUUCAAAGGAAGCGUGCCCGUGGGAGCGGUCAUCAUCACCAAGAUGGACGGCCACGCCAAGGGUGGUGGCGCCCUCAGCGCUGUGGCGGCCACCAAAUCGCCGGUGAUCUUCAUCGGCACGGGAGAGCAUAUAGACGAGUUUGAACAGUUCGAAACCAAGGCCUUCGUCAGCAGACUGCUGGGCAUGGGCGACUGGACGGGGUUCAUGGAUCGCAUUCAGGACGUGAUCCCCAUGGACCAGCAGCCGGAGCUGCUGCAGAAGCUGCAGGAGGGGCACUUCACGCUGCGCAUCAUGUACGAGCAGUUCCAGAACAUCCUCAAGCUGGGGCCGCUGGGACAGGUGAUGUCGAUGAUCCCAGGGUUCACCCAGGAGCUCAUGCCCAAGGGGCGCGAGAAGGAGAGCACAGCGCGGUUGAAGAAGUUCAUGACCAUCAUGGACUCCAUGACUGACCAUGAGGGGGUGGAGGGAGGGGGAAGAGAUGAGCUGGACAGCACGAACCCGAAGCUGUUUCACGACACAAAGCGCAUCAUCCGCGUGGCGAGAGGCUCAGGGCGGCACCCCCUGGAGGUGCAGGAGCUGCUGGAAGAAUACCGCAAGAUGGACAAGAUGUGGAGCAAGAUGAAGGGCCUCAAGAUGAUGGGCAUGAUGGGCCUCAGGCUGGACAGCACGAACCCGAAGCUGUUUCACGACACCAAGCGCAUCAUCCGCGUAGCCCGGGGCUCAGGGCGGCACCCCCUAGAAGUGCAGGAGCUGCUGGAAGAGUAUCGCAAGAUGGACAAGAUCUGGAGCAAGAUGAAGGGCCUCAAGAUGAUGGGCGGGGGAGGGAAGCGCGGUGGUUUGGGUGGCGACAUGGGUGCGGCUGCGAGGAAUAUGAACGCUGCUCAGAUGGCAAGGGCGCUGCCUCCGCAGAUGCUGCAGCAGAUGGGCGGGCUGAACGGGCUGCAGAACCUGAUGAAGCAGAUGAACUCGUCCGAGUUUGCGAAUAUUCUUGGUGGGAAGAUGGGCGGCAUGGGACAAUGA
Closterium sp. Naga37s-1 is the source of this 9270-nucleotide messenger RNA. The record is from the annotation of a GenBank genome assembly. Lineage: Eukaryota; Viridiplantae; Streptophyta; Zygnematophyceae; Desmidiales; Closteriaceae.